GAGAGAGAGAGCCGAUUGUGAUCCAUCACUCGCGUCAGGGCAGGGCGGCCCCCCGGGAGGAGCGGGAGAGGAGGCCGGCACGCCUCGCCUCUCCUCCACCGACCUGGGCCCAUAUUCAAAAGUCUCCUCGCCAAGUGCGGCGUCCUCUCGGGCGCCGCCCCAACGCUGCCCUCUAUUCCCCCUCCUCCUCCCCCUUUCUCCCCCCCCCUCUCUCGCUCCUCCCCCGACGCAGUCCACCGCCUUCGAAGCCAUGUUCGCCCUUCGUCCCUUCAUCAACCGCCAGGCCGUCCAGCAGACCGCUGCCGCCGGUGCCCUUGCCCGCCGUUCCAUGUCCACCGGCUCUGCCCACACUGCCUGGACUGUUGAUCGCCUUUCUGCCGUCGGUAUUGCCCUCAUGAUUCCCGGCUACUUUGUCCUCCCCUCCGCCGCCGUCGACUCCAUCCUCGCUGGCCUGAUCCCGGUCCACCUUUACUUUGGCUUUGGGUCCUGCAUUACCGACUACAUCCCCAAGCGCUCCAUGCCCUUCCUGAACCGCGCUGCUGGUGUCCUCUCGCUGGCUGUCUGCGCUGCUACCUUUGUCUCCAUGACCCACCUGAACAGCCGCGAUAUCGGUGUCACUGCCACCCUCCGUGAGCUCUGGUCUGUCGGCGGUCGCCCCAAGGAGACCACCUACGUUCAGUCCUCCUAAAUGAUGGGCUAGCACCGGCGGACGGUCCUCUGCGCCCCCCCCCCCCCCCCCC
Molecule: messenger RNA, 740 nt
Organism: Fonticula alba
Lineage: Eukaryota; Rotosphaerida; Fonticulaceae
Exons: 5
Coding region: 251-688 (145 amino acids)
Biological process (GO): mitochondrial electron transport, succinate to ubiquinone; tricarboxylic acid cycle
Cellular component (GO): membrane; mitochondrial envelope
Molecular function (GO): heme binding; ubiquinone binding
Source: RefSeq, a predicted model, not a curated record